This is a messenger RNA of Arabis nemorensis, 201 nucleotides long. The record is from the annotation of a GenBank genome assembly. NCBI's taxonomy places the organism in Eukaryota, Viridiplantae, Streptophyta, Magnoliopsida, Brassicales, Brassicaceae.
AUGACUUCAACACACUUUUUAGAACUCAACCUUCGUCCUCCGAACGAGAAUAUUUCUCGAUCGGAGCUCCAGGCUCCUUCUAUGGUCGAGUGUUACCAAGAAACAGUGUCCAUAUCGGUCUUACUUCCUACACGACUCACUGGCUAUCCAAAGUUCCCGAACACGUAUGUGACAAGAAAUCUCGAGCGUGGAAUGAUUUGA